Monodelphis domestica (gray short-tailed opossum) is the source of this 868-nucleotide messenger RNA. NCBI's taxonomy places the organism in Eukaryota, Metazoa, Chordata, Mammalia, Didelphimorphia, Didelphidae. The record is from RefSeq and is a predicted model, not a curated record.
CAUUUAUAUAAUUCUUUGUACUGGGUCUUUUUUAUGAUUUUUUCAAAGGAGAGAAGGAGUAGCAGUAUGUUACUUCACAGAGUAAUAGGAAAUUUGUUGAGGUUCACAUCCAUUCACACAUGCAGAGGAUGUCAAGGUUUAGAAGGGACCUGAGUAGCACUUAGCCUAACCUGUACCAGAAUGAGGAUCUCCUAUACAAUAGUGCUGGCAAACGACUACCCAGCUUCAAGAUGAUGAUCCAUGGUGACAGGGAGCCCACCUUCUACUGAGAAACCCAUUCUAGGAGCCUAGUAAGGAUGUGGGAAAGCAGAUGGUUUAAAUGGAAGGCGGAGUGCAAGGGAGCCCAACUUUCCAACAGUGUGGCUCUCAGGAGGGUUCGAACUUUGUCCACUGCCCCAGUUUUUAUGCCAUCCACUCUUGCUUUGGCCAUGGUAUGGACUAAGGCCGACUGCAUGCCUGGUUCCUUCCACAAAGUGGUGGCCACUCAGGCAUCCUGGAAGGUUCUAGGUCAUUCCAGCUUCACCAACUCCUCUCCCUCACCUCCAUCCCAGAAAGCUGAAAGUAAGUGUGCAGGUGGGAACCGAAUAUGUGUAUCGCCAACACCCACAUGGCAAAAAGAAAUUGGAGAAUUCUUUGGGAUGUCAUCUAAACCCUCAGAAAAAGGGAAUCAAAUUCCUGAUGAAGCAGAAGCAGGAAGUAGCAGCCUAGGAAAACCUAAAAGAAAAUCUUGUCCUUUGUGACCCGAAUCCCACAGAGGAUGAUGAAUUUCCACAUGAAGAGUAGAACAUUGUCAUGUAUCUUUGUUUUAGUCAGAAUUCUAGGAUGUAAAGGUGUGUAAAUAUGUUUGUUUUCAAUGGUUUGGCUUAUU